AUGUCCUCAUCACAGAGGCUGAGCCUGGUGCCCGGCCUGCAGGCUCCUGUCAGCCUUAACCUGCAGGGUUCUACUGCGAUCGACGGGUUGGCGACCACUGCUCUACAGGUUCCUAUCGCUCUGCAGGAUCAUGUCGCUCUACAGGGUCCUAUCAACCUGCGGUGCUGCAGUGGGGGCAGGGAGCAGAUGGGGGACGGAGCUGAUGCCGCUGAUGAGCCACCCAGAGACAGAUCUGGGUUGAGACUGUCUGAGACUCAUGUUUUCACAGUGCAGUCAGAUCCAGAGGAGCCAGAGGAGCCAGAGGAGCGCAGCGGUGCAGCGGUGACUCCUGGCCGGCUGGAUCAACACCUCGCUCGCCCGCAGCUGGAGCCCGAAUCCCGCAGCGUGCGCGGUUAUUCUCUCGCCCCUCUGGUGCGGUUCGUCUGCCAGAGGGAGGCUGAGCCAGCGGCCGUCGGCGGAGGGAGGGUUCCACCGUGUUUUCUCUGGAGCGGAGGCAGAAAACAGAGCAGCCACGCCGCCCACUCCUCCGGGGCGCAGCGCGCGUCGACGAUUUCGCAAUCGCCGCUGCCCCGUUUCAAAUGCGCGGAGGAGCGGCGCGGAGCAGACACCCGCACAAACCCCGCAGACGCGCACCCUGAGCCCCGCAGACUGGAACUAACAACAAGCACCUCUGGAGUGGGAGGUGAUGAAAUGAAAUGGAAGUGCCUCGUUUCCUUUCCCCACAGUUUGAAGAAGCAGAAUUAGAAAUUGAUCAGAGAGCUCCAGCUGUGCCUCGGGCCGUGCACGUUCCCCCUGCUUGGGUUUUGUGACAUGCUUUCAAAAAAUGGGUCAAAUGAGGGAGGAUUGUUCAGCGACAGACUGGAGAUCGGUGAAUGGAACCCUGAAUCUGAAUUUAAAGUUCGGGUGAAGGCUGCUUGCCUCAUUUCCCAUUGCAUUUGUAUUUUCUUCUUCUUUCUGUAAUCCUCUCGCUGACUUACUGCAGCUGGACUCACUCCAACGUUCAGGAUGUGUCAAAGUCUGACUUAAUUCUCUGCAAACUUUAAUGGCCUGCAGGAUUACUGUGCCGGAACCAGAGUUUGUGUCAGUGUGAUUUCUUGUUCUGCGUGUUCAGCUUCCUCCCUGUCUGUAAAACCAUUUUCUGCAGGUUUCUUUAUGUGC
Molecule: messenger RNA, 1158 nt
Organism: Paralichthys olivaceus (Japanese flounder)
Lineage: Eukaryota; Metazoa; Chordata; Actinopteri; Pleuronectiformes; Paralichthyidae
Source: RefSeq, a predicted model, not a curated record